Molecule: messenger RNA, 1278 nt
Organism: Thlaspi arvense
Lineage: Eukaryota; Viridiplantae; Streptophyta; Magnoliopsida; Brassicales; Brassicaceae
Source: the annotation of a GenBank genome assembly
AUGAACGAAGACAGGAUCAGUAAGUUGCCUGAGGUUCUGAUUCUGCAGAUACUUUCUCUACUUCCUACAAAAUCUGCCGUAGUCACGAGUGUUUUGUCUAAAGAAUGGAAGUUUCUUUGGAAGAUGAUCCCUAGACUCGAGUUUGAUUCUUGCGAUCACAAAGGUGAACUCGGAACAUUCUCGAAUAAUGUUUGCAAGUCUUUGCUUUCGCACAAAGCUCCGGUUCUAGAGAGUUUGCAUAUCAGUUUUACUUUUGACAGCUGCGAUGCUUCUGAUAUUGGAAUGUGGAUUGGAAUUGCAUAUGCACAACAUGUGCGUAAGUUGGUUCUCGAUGUUGAAUCUAAGGGCCCAGGAAGGGUUUUCCCACUUCCUAGAAGCCUGUAUAACUGUGAAAUACUUGAAACCUUGAGACUCACGUCCUGUUUGCUUUUCCUGAAAGAUUCUUCUCAAGUUUGCCUAAAGUCCCUUAAAACUCUACACCUUUUAUCCAUGAUAUACGACGGGUCAUUUCUUCACCUUUUAUCUGGUUGCCCUAAUCUUGAGAAUUUGUUGUUCAAUACUUCACCUGGAUACGCGAGGGUGGCGUUUUUCCCUAUUUCGGUGCCAUCCUUACUGAGACUAUCUUUUCGUAUACAAAGCUGCAACGGUUGUAGCUACGUGAUAAAUACUCCUUCUUUGAAAUACAUGGAGAUUGAAGCGAAACACAUUUUAGAAUUUCGUCUGAUUGAGAGUGUGACAAACCUAGUGGAGGCAAAUCUUUAUAUUGAGUACAUCUCUCCUAUGGCCAGUGAGAACCUUCUGAGAUCGUUAACUUCAGCCAAGCGCCUUUCCCUGGAAUUAGCACCCUUGGAGAUUAAGUUUCCUACCGGUAUCAUCUUCAACCAGCUGGUACAUUUGGAGCUAUAUACAACUAGAGAAGCGUGGUGGAAUUUACUCUUUUUCAUGCUCUCUGAUUCUCCUAACUUGCGAGUCCUGAAGCUCAUCAAUUUAGAGAAUUAUUGGAGAGACGGUUUCAAAUCUAGUGGAAAAUGGAAUCAUCCAGAGAAUUUUCCAAAAUGUUUGUUGUUUCAUCUCGAGACAUUCACGUGGGAAGGCUACAGCAAGUGGCUAGUACAAGAGGAGAAAAAGGUGGCGAGAUACAUUCUAAUCAAUGCAUAUCGUUUGAAGAGAGCAACUUUCUCCUUAACCGACAUGAGUUCUGAAGAAAGUGGGGAGCUGAUCCAGAAUUUGAAGAAAGUCAGAAAGGCUUCAAAGUCAUGUAAGCUUAUGUUCAAAUGA